This is a messenger RNA of Papaver somniferum (opium poppy), 513 nucleotides long. RefSeq names its product neurofilament medium polypeptide-like. NCBI's taxonomy places the organism in Eukaryota, Viridiplantae, Streptophyta, Magnoliopsida, Ranunculales, Papaveraceae. The transcript is spliced from 4 exons. Bases 1 to 513 code for a protein of 170 amino acids. The record is from RefSeq and is a predicted model, not a curated record.
AUGAAAUUUCAUAGUGAGAAUAAUCCCGGAAUUGUUGAAGCGAUUAGAAACAAAACGAAGAAAAAGGUUGAGGAAGACGAACCAUCUUUGAUCCCACAAGAGGAGGAAAUGGGUCGAAUCAGAAUCGGAUUACAUGAGCAUUUAAAUAAACCGAUUGUUUAUGUGUUAUGUUUGGAAUCGGGCUUUGAUGAAGAAGAAAGUGGUGAGGAGGAUGUUAAUGAAGAAAAAAGUGGUGGCAAUGAAGGUGAUGGAGAAGAAAGUGAGGAUGAAGGUUAUGGAGAAGAAAGUGAGAAUGAAGGUGAUAGAGAAGAAAGUGAGAAUGAGUUGAUGAAGAGAUAUGAGAAGUGCAAGAACAAGUCCAAGGAGGAGAAGUUCAACAACAAGUCCAAGGAGGAGACGCUCAAGAACAAGGAUCACAAGGAUGUUUUUCAUCGUAUGAAACCAGGAACGUCAGUGAGUAUGAUGAAGAAUUGGCCAUUGGAAGGACUGGAAUCAACCGUUGGAGAAGUUUAA